Molecule: messenger RNA, 1429 nt
Organism: Drosophila santomea
Lineage: Eukaryota; Metazoa; Arthropoda; Insecta; Diptera; Drosophilidae
Exons: 1
Coding region: 1113-1379 (88 amino acids)
Source: RefSeq, a predicted model, not a curated record
AUUGCCCCAAAACCAAACAGUAAGGAAAACAUUUACCAGCUUAAGAUUUUCAUUUAGUAUAAGUCCCACAUAUUGUAUAUUCAAGAUUCAUUUUUAAACUUACCAACCAUUUACGACUACAUUUUGUCGUUACACGCUUUUCCAGUCAGAUGCGCAUCCCGAGGAUCGAUGUAAAACCCAUAUCUCAUCUUCUAAGUGACUUUUUACGCAGUAACCUGAGCUCGAGCCGUAACCUGCCUAAUAAAUGUCAGCAAUUUGAGCAAAUAAUUUUGACAAUUCUAUUGUCAACCACCGCAGAGCACAUAGGCCCCUCGAUAUACUUCCUACUUCCAUCCAGCGACCCACAUCAUCGUAAUCAUCAUCAAAUUGCCGUGGUGGUUGGCAUAAUUUUCGCGAAGUAAAAAGAAGAGCAAACAAAAAUUGAAACAUAAAAAUGUAAUUUGGCUGUGUGGGUGACACUGAUGGCAAUGGGGCAACCCAGUGUUAAAUACUUGAACCUUUUUUGCGCUGUGUACCACAUAAAAGUACAUUAAAAUAAUGCCUGUUUAGGUCACAGACAGCUGGGGCAGAGCAAAAGGCUCGUAGAGUCAUUUAUUUAUGACAGCCACCUUCUCACCCAAGCGAAAUUUAUGCUAAACGGGAAAGAAGUUUCAAAUUUAAGGGGUGGCAGUUGCGGCUCUGGGCAAUGAAAUGCCCUGCCAAAAGGACAAUGGAUCUGCGCUGGCUGUUAAUCAGUGCAAGUUUCGGAAAGUAAUCAGCAAAUAUUUGCCCACUUUUUGUUGCGAUUUUCUCGAGCAUUCUCUUAAUUUUCAUAAAAGCGCGGUUUCUUUCCUCUGCCGCAUUGUUUGCUCGAUUGUUCUUGUAUUUAUUUCUUGUACAUCGCAGAUACAAAUGUUAAUCUAUCAAAGGAAAUCUGAUUUACUGGCAACCUUCGACAAAAGCAAUUGCAUCAUCAUCUUGUUUGAUUUUCGAGAGCCCUUGUAUCAUCUUGCCUUAUAAGGGAUGGACUACUUUCACAAUUAUCUUGGCCAUCGAGGCGUAAUGAUCAACUGAAAACUGUGCUUUUGAUUCAGUUCAAUUCAACUACUCAUCGGCAGCGGUUUAAGUUCAAAAUGGCAUCUUCGAUGGAUUUACUCUACCUUUUUGGCAUCUUGGUCAUUAGCAGCGUGCUUCUGGAAACUUUGGCGCUGGACAGCGAAGUUGUGGAGUCCGUUACCGGUGUUCCCAAAUCAAGCAACCUUAGUGAAGAUGUUAAUAUAAAUCUGGAGAAAACGUGGAGCCCUAAUGGAUCUAUGCAGGCGCAGCCCUAUAAUAUUCUGGAGACCAACUGCCCACAUGGUUAUGUCCUGGCUAACAAACAUUGCCACAAGCGUGCCUAAAAGUUAUUUAGUAUUGAAAUAAAUGUAACGCUUAUAUAAAGCCAACUUUA